This is a messenger RNA of Gastrolobium bilobum, 671 nucleotides long. Its product is annotated as mitotic-spindle organizing protein 1B-like. Gene Ontology annotation, cellular component: centrosome; spindle; gamma-tubulin ring complex. The record is from RefSeq and is a predicted model, not a curated record. NCBI's taxonomy places the organism in Eukaryota, Viridiplantae, Streptophyta, Magnoliopsida, Fabales, Fabaceae. Gene Ontology annotation, biological process: gamma-tubulin complex localization; mitotic spindle assembly; microtubule nucleation by interphase microtubule organizing center. The transcript is spliced from 2 exons. Bases 255 to 479 code for a protein of 74 amino acids.
GCGAAAUGAAUAAAUAAACAAAUAAAGGGAGGAAGUUCACUAUUUUCUCAAAAGAAAAAAGUGGAUGCCAAAACCUUUUUGGGCCGAAUGAAAAUCAAUCAUUCUCAGCACAACAACCCAAUUUUGCUAUCAAAUAACUAUCAUCAUCUCCAUCAGAGAGGAGUAUUUUGGGAGAAAGGAGGUGCGAGUGCAGGUGUUUUCAUUCUGUGAUACUGGUGAAUUAAACAUACGCUGCUCAGUUCUCAGAUUAAAGCAUGGAUCCAGAAGCUGCAAGAACUGCACGAGAAUCUCUAGAUCUUGCAUUCCAUAUGUCAAAUAUACUCGACACAGGUCUAGAUCGUCACACACUUUCUGUUCUUAUUGCCCUUUGUGAUCUUGGAGUCAAUCCUGAAGCACUUGCUGCUGUUGUCAAGGAACUAAGGAAAGAGAAACCAUCUUUGUCAUCCUCGCCUCAUGCAGCUCCAUCUUCUUUUUCAUAAAUUGGUUUUUGAUUGGAUAUCAUUCUAUCUAUGCUUGCUCAAAGAUUCAUCCUGUUUUUCUGUGCUUGAUUUGGUUUAUUGAAUUUCUUUAUAUGCUUUGCUAUGGGUUUCGUUUGAUAUGUAGUGGCAUUGUUUUAGUUCAAAAUUGAUGUGUGUAUUGGAACAUAUAUGCAAUUAGAAAUGCAUGUUCAA